Molecule: messenger RNA, 2031 nt
Organism: Leucoraja erinaceus (little skate)
Lineage: Eukaryota; Metazoa; Chordata; Chondrichthyes; Rajiformes; Rajidae
Gene: mgat1b
Product: alpha-1,3-mannosyl-glycoprotein 2-beta-N-acetylglucosaminyltransferase b
Biological process (GO): protein N-linked glycosylation
Cellular component (GO): Golgi apparatus
Molecular function (GO): alpha-1,3-mannosylglycoprotein 2-beta-N-acetylglucosaminyltransferase activity
Source: RefSeq, a predicted model, not a curated record
AGAAGAGGGGAAGGGAGAAAGGAUCAGAAACUGUUCUGUUGCAGCAACGUCGAGAGCAGCAACGUGGAGAGUGAUGGUUGAGAACUAACCCCCUCCACUCUGGGUGAAUGCAAACCGCUCGACAGUUCAGUUAAACCCUCCUCCCAUCCUCCUGUGGGGAAAAGGGGAACUCCGCUUGGUCUGUGUCUGUCUCAACACCCCAGAGGGGAAGCCACACCGCCAGCCUGCAGACGGGGGGAGGUUUCUUUCCCCGUUUUCCUCCUCUGUUGCUCUUGCUGAAGAACAGCCUGGCCCAUGCAGAGAACAGACAGAGCAAGGGAUUGCCUUCCUGGGGAGGGACCCGGCCCGCAGUGACACAUUUCCUCUUUGUCGGGCUGUGGGGAAGCGAUAAGCUGCCAGCGCAGGGCAAAGGCGGCUCGGCUCCGCAACACACAGGAAGACUUGGUGGAUCCGCUCAGCUACAGUAACACGGGGCUGCUGCUGCUCCUUGUCUCACACCCGUCAACCCCCUCCGACUGUAACAUGAGCAGAUAGGAUCUCACUCGCGUUUCCUGCAGGUGGAGGUGGAUGGAGCUGGCCUGACGGUGGUUUGGGGUGGAACACAGCGGAGUGGCGGACCGGUGGGGGGGGGGGUGGGGGGGUGACACCAUGCUGCGCCGCAGUAACCCCGUCCUGUGGGGGGUGCUGCUCUUCAUAGCCUGGAACCUGGUGCUGCUCUUCUUCCUGCUGGGCCGCCCCCCGUCGGGCGGCGGGGGCGGGGAGGGGGUGCUGGACGCCGAGCAGCUGUCCCGCGACGUGGUCAAGGUGGCCGAGGAGGUGGAGCAGGAGCUGGAGGAGCAGAAGCGGCUGCUGCAGCAGAUCCAGGAGCAGCAGAGACUGUGGGGGCGUGGGAGGGUGCAGGGGAGGGUGCAGGGGAAGGGGCAGGUCGCACCCCACCCUCCCCCCACCCCUCCCCCCUCCCCGGACACGGUGUUGCCGGUGCUGGUGAUCGGCUGCGACCGGCCCACAAUUAGACGGUGCCUGGACAAGCUCCUGCAGCACCGGCCCUCCAAGGAGCUGUACCCCAUCGUGGUGAGCCAGGACUGCGGGCACGAGGAGACGGCCAGGGUGAUCGCCUCGUACGGGGACCGGGUGCUGCACCUGCGGCAGCCCGACCUGAGCGAGCCCCGGAUGCCGCCCGAGCACCGCAAGUUCCAGGGCUACUACCGUAUCUCCCGCCACUACCGCUGGGCCCUCAACCAGGUGUUCCGCUCGCUGCGUUACACUGCCGCCGUGGUGGUGGAGGACGACCUGGAGGUGGCGCCGGACUUCUUCGAGUAUUUCCGCGGCCUCUUGCCCGUGCUGCGCGCCGACCCCACCCUCUGGUGCGCCUCGGCCUGGAACGACAACGGCAAGGAGGCCAUGGUGGACACUCAGCGCCCACAGGCCCUCUACCGCACAGACUUCUUCCCGGGGCUCGGCUGGAUGCUGCUCAGGGACACAUGGGAGGAGCUGGAGCCUGGGUGGCCGGGAGCGUUCUGGGAUGACUGGAUGCGGAACCCAUCCCAGCGUCGAGACCGCUCGUGCGUGCGUCCCGAGGUGUCCCGCACCAUCACCUUCGGCCGCAAGGGGGUGAGCAACGGCCAGUUCUUCGACCAGCACCUCAAGUUCAUCAAACUCAACGAGCGCUUUGUGCCUUUCAGCAGCCUGGAGCUGGGCUACCUGAGCAAGGAGCGGUACGACGUGGCCUGGGAGGCCCGUGUGUACGGGGUGCCCGCCCUGCGGGUGGAUGAGCUGCAGCACAAUGACAGGAUGGAGCUGGGGGAGGUGCGGGUGCAGUACUCCUCCAGGGACACAUUCAAAGCCUUUGCCAAGGCCCUGGGAGUCAUGGACGACCUCAAGUCCGGCGUUCCCCGAUCCGGAUACAGGGGCGUGGUCACCUUCAUGUACCGUGGGCGUAGGGUCUAUCUGGCACCCCCCAGAGACUGGAGCGGGUACGACCCCAGCUGGAGUUAGCCCCCCCCUCCACACACCCCUCUCCCCACACCCCCC